This is a messenger RNA of Daldinia vernicosa, 1250 nucleotides long. RefSeq names its product hypoxia induced protein conserved region-domain-containing protein. The transcript has 3 exons. Bases 333 to 965 code for a protein of 210 amino acids. The record is from RefSeq and is a predicted model, not a curated record. Gene Ontology annotation, biological process: mitochondrial respirasome assembly. Gene Ontology annotation, cellular component: mitochondrion. NCBI's taxonomy places the organism in Eukaryota, Fungi, Ascomycota, Sordariomycetes, Xylariales, Hypoxylaceae.
CCUUUCUCCAAAGAAUGACGGGGCUCUGGUGGCAUCUUUGGUAAUAGGGGAAGGUGUACUGAAUCCUGUGCUUUACGACAUGUACAAAGAAACUAGUCUAUCUUAUCGUCUUAUCGCCUUAUCUGACGGCACAUUAUGGGUCUUUACGUACUCCAUGUCGAGAGUUAAACAAUUGGAUGCAUAUCAUUAAACCUUCAACCUCGAAUUUGCGCAAACCGGCUCAACCUAGACCGGUGUAUAUUUAAGUCAUCCGCUGGUACGGAUCCUUCGGAAUCAGGCCACCGGAAUUCAAGAUCUAGGCAGCCAAUUCGCCUGCAAAAUCCGACUUCAACAUGGCAGACAGAUCUAUGCCCUCGUCUUUCGACGAUGACAGAGAACAUAAUGAAACAGGGUUCCAGAAGGUCGGCCGCAAACUGCGAGAGGAGCCUCUAAUCCCGCUCGGAACCCUCCUAACUACCUUCGCCCUAUACAACGCCUGGCGCGCCAUGCGCCGCGGCGACCACGCCCAAGUGCAACGGAUGUUCCGGGCGCGCAUCGGCGCGCAAGCCUUCACAGUCAUGGCCAUGGUCGCGGGAGGCGCCUACUACGGCGCCGACCGGGAUAAGCGCAAAGAACUAAUUAAACUCGAGGCGCAGCAGCGCGCCGAGGAGCGCCACCAAAAGUGGCUGAAGGAGCUUGAGGUCCGCGACGAGGAGGACAAGCAGUUGAAGGCGGCAAUGAAGCGCCGGCAGGACCGCGUACAGAAGCGGCGGGCGGAGGAGCGGGAGCGGGUUACUGUGGAGGAAGGGAAGGUGGGUGAGGGGGUUGGAGGAGAGGGGGAGAAAAAGGAGAAGAAGGAUGAAGGGUCGAAUGUGCUAGGUGCUCUGUCGAGUGCUGGUGGUUGGUUUGGGACGAAGAAAAGCGAGAAUCCGACGACAUCUGAGCAAAGUAAGGCCCAAGAGGGAGGCUCGGAAAAGAAAGCCUAAAUGGGAACCGCCGGGCUGUGGCAUGCAUUGUGAAAUUUGCAAGUGUCUAUUCUCGGUUUCGGUUCUAAAGGAAAUAUUUUGGACUAAACCGGAUCAGGACCGGAAGUCUAGGGAAGAGUAUAUCUAAGGGCAAAGGAUUGAAAAAUCAUAUGGGUAGGUCAUCCGAAAGGAACCUACGCAUACACUAAACCAUUGUAUAUAUUAGCUAGCAUCACGUCUCAUUGUAUAAACGGCGACCCUGGAAAGGGUUGUGCAAUAAACAUAAAAUCUGGAUUUGCUUAUCGC